AUGAAUGAAAAGGAGAAGGAAAGGCAAAAGGCUGAUGAGAAAAGGUUAAUAGAUUUUGACAUACAAAAGGUGCUGACAAAAUUUGACAUGAACAAUUACAAUGAAGAUUUUGUAAUUACAAAUAAUAUUUUGAAAUAUCAUAUGAAGAGUGUAGAAAUUUAUAAUUAUGAGAAAAAUAAAAUUCAUGAUAAGGAUGAAUUAAACUUAUAUAAAGAAAAACUCAUAAAUAAAGACAACAUUCAUUAUUAUCCCUAUGAGUUAUAUUUUAAUACAUACAGAAAUAUUUACAAGGAAGAUAAAGUGCUGCUUAACUUGCCCAACCGUGUGAAAAAAAAUAUGGAAAAGGAAAAUGAGGAAAAAGAAAAGGACGAACAGGACGAAAAAGAUGAAAAGGAAGAAAAGGAGAAGGAUAAAGAGGAUAACGCAUCAAAUAUGUUCGAAGAAGAGCAAGGGUUGGAAGAUGAUUACAAUUUCGAUUAUAACAAAAGUGAAGAUGAAUUGGAAAAUGAAGAAAAUGAUGAGAAUGUCAUAUAA
Plasmodium gonderi is the source of this 534-nucleotide messenger RNA. RefSeq lists its product as hypothetical. The transcript is spliced from 3 exons. Bases 1 to 534 code for a protein of 177 amino acids. The record is from RefSeq and is a predicted model, not a curated record. NCBI's taxonomy places the organism in Eukaryota, Apicomplexa, Aconoidasida, Haemosporida, Plasmodiidae.